Molecule: messenger RNA, 1669 nt
Organism: Betta splendens (Siamese fighting fish)
Lineage: Eukaryota; Metazoa; Chordata; Actinopteri; Anabantiformes; Osphronemidae
Gene: pex11g
Product: peroxisomal biogenesis factor 11 gamma
Exons: 5
Coding region: 166-852 (228 amino acids)
Biological process (GO): peroxisome fission
Cellular component (GO): peroxisomal membrane
Source: RefSeq, a predicted model, not a curated record
CUGACUCGGUGAUCGUCUGAUCGGGUCUGUCCGGAGAACUUCCUGUAUUAAAGUCCAGCUGUUUUCUGGUUCAGAAACCACCUCCAGCUGAGCUGAAAUAGCGCUGCGGUGGGAAUCAGUCUAAGCCAGUAUUUACAGUGUUUACAGAGUUUGAGCCGCAGAGACAUGCAGCAGUCUCUGGAGGCUCUGGUCCAGCUGCUGGAGUCCUAUAGGGGAAGAGAUAAAGUUAUCAGGACGGUGUGUUAUGGCUCGCAGCUUGUUGGAGGAUUUCUUUCUCGUCAGGCAGAAACAGAUGUUUCUUUCCAGCGUCUCGGGAAGAGUCUGCUGCUGUUUUCAGCUCAGCUGAGCCAGUGCAGGACGGUGCUGAGGCUGUUUGACGAUCUCGCCAUGCUGGCCUACUCCCAAAGCUACGGCUUUGGAGCCACGGAGGAGGACUCAGGCGUACGUUGGAUAUCGGUGCUGACCAACGUGGCCGACCAGCUCUACUACCCCUGUGAACACGUCGCGUGGGCUGCUGAUGCUGAGCUCAUCAGAGUGAAGUCUGAUAAGUGGUGGCUGCUUAGCACCGUGCUGUGGGGAACCUCGCUGCUGCUGGGAAUACUCAGGUCACUCCGUGUUCUGGUGCUGCUGAGGAAGAAGCUGAAGACUUGUGGGAGUGACCAAGAUGAAAACAGUCGCUCUCAGCUCCAGAGACAGAUGCAAGAGGAAUUUCUCUCCAUCAUCAGCAACAUGGCUGACCUCAGUAAUGCCAUUCACUGGAUGCCACCCGGCUUCCUUUGGGCGGGUCGAUUCCCAAACUGGCUGGUUGGGCUGCUGGGCACAGUAUCAUCACUGAUUGGUUUGAUGCGGUGACCAGACAGACCGCACAUAAUCUACCUCAUAGUGAGGAACAGGUGAGAUAUCUUGACCAGCACUGAAGCAAUGUCUUGCAGUGUAUUGUGGGAAAAGCUCUGUCAAAGGCAUUGUUGCAGAUCAAAAGCGUUGUGGCAGAUCAUAAAUGUGGUGAGCUGACUUCUCUUCUGCAGUCUCACUGCAAGUAAAAUCAUCUGGGCUUACUGUAUAACUGCACACUUAAUUGAAAACUGCAAUAGUGUGAUGAUGAUGAUGAUGAUGAUGAUGAUGAUGAUGAUGAACAACACAGUGUUUAAUCAGUUUCUAACUGUCUUUGUACAGUAUAGGACACCUACUAUUUUUUGUUCUUGGAUGCUGUUGUAGUGCUGGUUUCCCAAUGCUACAACUUUAUUACCUGAGGAGGACAGGAACUCUUAAGUUUGCAUCUGUGUUUGUUUGUAUGCAAAAUCGACCAAGACUACAUCCAUCAGUCAGGCUCAGUGAUGAUUUUACUGUACAUCUAGUUAAAGUUUAUGUGCAGAGAAGAUGGAGAGUAACACUAAGCCUCAGUCUGUCCCUCUAGGUCUGUACAUCAGUAGCUAAAAUGGGAAAAGUAAUGAAUGUGUUAAAAUAUUGAUGUUAUAUGUUGAAAUUCCGGAUACCUUUUAAGAUUACUACAUGAUUGUAAAAGCCAUAUGUCCCAUACACUAAUUUUAAGAGCUGUAAAAAAACUAUUGCAGUGCAACAUUGUAAAUAAUACAAUGCCUCGAAGAUUUUAUUUUGAAUAGCACAUGAACGUUUCAUGCGAUAAUGUGUUAUAAUAAAAAAGUGAAACAGU